Molecule: messenger RNA, 557 nt
Organism: Lathyrus oleraceus (garden pea)
Lineage: Eukaryota; Viridiplantae; Streptophyta; Magnoliopsida; Fabales; Fabaceae
Product: polypyrimidine tract-binding protein homolog 2
Exons: 2
Coding region: 69-539 (156 amino acids)
Molecular function (GO): RNA binding
Source: RefSeq, a predicted model, not a curated record
GUCCUCCCAAUUUUCCAUGUUGAAGGGGCUGCAAUUCAGCAGGUUUUGGCUUAGGGUUAUUGAUCAAAAUGGCAUCGGUCUCUGGUCAGCAACAGUUCCGGUACACCCAGCCACCAUCGAAGGUGCUUCAUUUGAGAAACUUGCCAUGGGAAUGCACCGAGGAGGAACUGAUUGAACUUGGGAAGCCAUUUGGAAAGGUUGUGAACACGAAAUGCAAUGUUGGGUCAAAUCGAAAUCAAGCUUUUAUUGAAUUUACAGAUUUGAAUCAAGCCAUUGCAAUGAUAUCAUACUAUGCCUCAUCUUCGGAGCCCGCACAAGUGCGAGGGAAAACUGUUUAUCUGCAAUAUUCAAAUAGGCAAGAAAUAGUGCAUAAGAAAAUUGCUGCAGAUGUUGCUGGAAAUGUUUUGUUGGUAACAAUUGAGGGUGAAGAUGCACGCCUUGUCAGCAUUGACGUCUUGCAUUUGGUAUUUUCAGCCUUUGGUUUUGUGCAUAAGAUUACUACUUUUGAGAAGACAACAGGAAUUAGCAGCAAACCAUGACAUUUAUGGCAUCCUAAG